UUGGGUCUGUGAAGUCACACCAAUUAACAGUUGAUACAGAAUUUUGUUUUGUAAAUAUCCACCACCCCCACCCUCUGAGUCUCAUUGUGUUGUUACACUAGCGUGUGUGUCAUUUGUUGAUGACGACACUUGUAUGGGAUUAGUGGCCGCAUGACAACACUGGGCCAGUCGCCCGGUUAGUCUUUCUUUCCAUAGCUGUACAGUUUUCCACUGGUGCGUCGAUGAGAUCCGAAGCGGUCGGUCCGAUGGCGCUGGACACUUUGAGCGUACAGGACUCCUUGGAAGAAUAUGACGGCGUUUUGGAGCUGAACCAGUUCGACGGACUGCCGUACUCGUCCAGAUUUUACACGCUGCUGAAGGAAAGGAAAAAUCUUCCCAUCUGGAACAUCAAGAGUGACUUCAUGGACGCGUUGGUCAAAGAACAAGUCGUCAUUGUCGCAGCUGCUACUGCAACUGGAAGGAGUUCUCAAAUUCCCGAGUGGUGUACCGAAUUCUGCCUGUCGCUCCAGUUCCGGCACGGCACGGUGGCGUGCAGUCAGACGCAAGCGCAGCAGGCAGUGGACUUGGCCUUGAGGGUGGCCGACGAGAUGGACGUCAACAUUGGUCACGAGGUCGGCUACAGCAUCCCCCUGCAGACGUGCUGCGCCGACGACACCGUCCUCAGGUACUGUACAGAUGACACCCUCCUGAGAGAGAUGAUGUCAGACCCUCUGCUGGAGCGCUACGCUGUGGUGGUGGUGGACCAGGUGCACCAGAGGACUGUGGCCACUGACAUUCUCCAGGGCCUGCUGAAAAACAUAACCCUGCAGAGGCCGGACCUCCGCGUGGUCCUCCUCACCGCGACGAGGCUCAGUCCCAAACAUCUGUCUCUCUUCUCCGGAACCACGGGGCCACCACCCGUGAUCCACCUGGACAGUCAGACCGCAGGGGAGGUGGUCUACAGCGAUACAGGCGAAAGCUACUUCUGCUCAGCGCUGCGUCUGGUCCUGGAAAUCCACCGCUCUGAGGAGGAUGGAGACGUGGUCGUAUUUCUGGUCACCAGUCAGGAGAUAGAACUGGCUCUUGACAUCCUGCAUCAUGAAAGCCUCAGCUUCCCCCCUAACCUGGGACGAUUCCUGCCCAUCGCCGUGCACCCUGACCAGUCUGGAUCCCUCACCACCCUGGGCGAGAAUGACCCAAGUCGGACACGAAGGGUUUUUCUCACCGCCAGCCCAAAUGAGGACUUCUUUUGGGCUGUCAACUCAGUUAACUUUGUCAUCGAUGUGGGCUUGGAGAAAAGAAACGUUUACAACCCGAGGAUCCGAACAAACACAGUCACAAUUCAGCCGAUCAGCGCCAGUCAAGCGAGGAGCCGCAAACAGCUUGUUGGUCCAACAGGGAAGUGUUUCUGCAUUUAUCCCGAGGACAGACAGCUUCCGGACGACAUUCGCCCGCACAUCGUGGAGUCCGACGUGACCUCCACGGUGCUCUUUUUGAAAAGGAUGGAGAUCGCCGGCUUGGGCCAAUGUGAUUUCAUCGACAAGCCAGGCAAGAUGACACAAAGGAGGACAGAAAAGUUCCCUGUACAUUCCAACCCAUUAGGUGCAUCAGAUCCUGAGGGUCUGAUGCAGGCCUUGGAGGAACUGGACUACCUGGCCGCCCUGGAUGACGACGGCAACCUGUCUGAGAUCGGCAUCAUCAUGUCGGAGUUCCCUGUGCAGCCUCAGCUGGCCAAAGCACUGCUGGCCUCCUGCGAGUUCGACUGCGUCAGCGAGCUGCUCGUCAUCGCCGCCAUGCUCACAGCUCCAACAUGCUUCAAGCUUCCUGCGGAUGACUUAAAGGCGGACGUGUCUCGACGUCACGCUAAGUUCCACCACCCCGAAGGAGAUCACUUUACCCUCAUCAACAUUUUCACGGCGUUCAAACGUUGUCGACAGGACCCGCGUUACGACGUGGACAAGUGGUGUAGCGACUUCCACCUGGACCGUGGGGCUUUAAUGGCGGCAGACAUCCUUCACGUCGACAUGGCCGACACGCUGGCGAGGAUCGAGCUGCCCGUGUCGGCGCCCGCCUUCAGCUCACGGGCUAACAGCGUCAACGUCAGGAGAGCUCUGCUGGCCGGCUUCUUCAUGCAGGUGGCGCGUGAUGUGGACGGCUCGGGCAACUUCUUGAUUCUGACCAACAAGCAUGUGGCGCAGAUCCACCGGCCAUCGGGUUACUGCGCCAAGAGUCCGACGGCGGAGUCCGUGGAGUGGCUGCUGUUCCACGAGCACUCCUUCUCACUGGACAACUGUCUCCGCAUAGUCACACCAAUCGCACCAGAAGAGUUCAUUCAGAUGGUGCCACAGUAUUUCUUCUCCAAUCUGCCCCAGAGUGAGAGCAAAGUUCUCCUGCAGAAUAUUCUGGACAGUUCAGCAUCUCGCUGCGGUGACAAGAAAGCAACCAACUCCCAGCAAGCGACCACACAUGACCGCUGCCUUGUUCAGUGACUGGUGGUCUUUUUUUGAGUGAUUUUAAAACUCCCAUGUGUUCUUGUACAUGAAAACAAAAACAAAAAAUAGCUGUCCUGUCACUAUAGUGUCAUUCUAAAUAUUAGAUUACUUUUACAGUUGCAAACUAAUAUAAAGACUGAAAUGUACAUGUUAUUGAUGGAUUUAAAUAAAACAGGAAGCCACAAUGUCCUUGAUGGUCACUAGUAGCAGUACAACCCCAAUUCCAAUGAAGUUUAUCAGUUUGAACAUUAAAUAUCUUGUCUUUGUAGUGUAUUCAAUUAAAUAUAGGUUGAACACGAUUUGCAAAUCAUUGUAUUCUGUUUUUAUUUGUGUUUAACACAACGUCCCAACUUCAUUAGAUAUGGGGUCGUAGACAGUUCAAACAUGUUUAUUUCCAUAGCACAGCAAACAUGCCCAAUAUCAACACAUUUGUACACAGUUGCAGUGUUUUGGUUUUGAGAAAGCAACAUGAAAAAAAUGUACUCAGCAACAAAGUUUGGCUAUCAAAAAUAAGCAAAGUCAUUAUUGAUUGAGCACUGAAGGCCUCAAUAGCCCCUUUUACACUGCUUGUUCCGUAUAAAACGGCACCAAUUAAGUGAUAUUCCACCUUUGGGAGUUAGCACCGUGUUGUGUCGAAUGUCAUUU
Phyllopteryx taeniolatus (common seadragon) is the source of this 3116-nucleotide messenger RNA. It is a transcript of the gene dhx32b, whose product is annotated as DEAH (Asp-Glu-Ala-His) box polypeptide 32b. The coding region runs from base 222 to 2468 and encodes 748 amino acids. Lineage: Eukaryota; Metazoa; Chordata; Actinopteri; Syngnathiformes; Syngnathidae. Gene Ontology annotation, cellular component: spliceosomal complex; intracellular anatomical structure. Gene Ontology annotation, molecular function: RNA binding. The record is from RefSeq and is a predicted model, not a curated record. The transcript has 11 exons.